Linum trigynum is the source of this 2070-nucleotide messenger RNA. The record is from the annotation of a GenBank genome assembly. NCBI's taxonomy places the organism in Eukaryota, Viridiplantae, Streptophyta, Magnoliopsida, Malpighiales, Linaceae.
GCCACUUUACUGCAGUCCCUUUCAUUGGUUACACUUGGCCUUUGUUAGGUGUUGUGUUUUAGAGCAUCAAGUUUUUGGCGCCGUUGCCGGGGACUUUCUAGAGUAUUAAGAAAGGCAGAAGUUUGUUACUUUAGCGUUUUUCUUUUCUUUUCUUUUCCACCCUUGCUUUUCACUUGGGUGUUUUUGUUUUUGUUGGUGCAGAUCUGAAUCAUGGAUCCUAAUGGCUUCUCCAAUCAUUGGGGGUAUCCACCACCACCUGAGUGGUAUUACCCCGAGACUCCCUGGAGCAAUCAAGGAAGAGAAGACUAUGGAUUCGGGUUCCAGUACCAACCCCCUUACUACGGAGAACAACCGGAUCCCUGGGCAUAUCAAGAACAACCUCAUUACCAAGAAGAAUUUUUCCCACAACCAGAGGGGCUAUUGGAGCUGGAGUUACCCAUGGCGGCCUUCACGGGCCAUUCUGCAGAGCCAUGCUACACUCCACAGCCAGAUCCACACUAUGAAUUGAGACUUCUCAUGGAGCAGUUUGCUGGAGACUGUGAUAGAACAUGCUCCAGGAUGGAUCAUUGUGUCCAGGCCUAUCGUGAAACAGAGGAGAUCCUCCUGAGCCUUAAGAAGAGCGUCGAUGAUCUUGAGCGAUCUUGGGCACAGCCUGCUCCAGAUCACCCUUCUGCUACCAUACAAGAAGAGGAGGAGGAAGAAGAAGGCUACAAGGACAUUGUGGAGCACACUGAAGUUGUCACGGAGAGCUCCCGUGAUGAUCAUGAUCAGGAGUGUCCUGUCGUAGCCGACCACACCUUCCCACACCCCAAACUGCGCUUUGAAGAGGCGGGCAUGAGUGAGGAGUUGCAAGAAGAUCUCAUGAAAGAAAUUGCUUGGCAACUUGCUCUCCAAUCCGUGCUAGAAGAAGAAGAAGAGCAACAAAGGGUGCAGAAAGAAGUUGUGGAGGAUGACGAAAGUGAAGCAGGAGGAGUUCUUGAUCAUUUCCCAGGGGUGAUACCACAUGAAGAAGAAAGGGGGGUUGAAGAAGCAAUUGGCGUCCAGGCUGAGGACGGAGUUAAGGUGGAAGAGGCCUGCACCGGCCAUGAGUUACAUGUGAUAUCUCCACCAAACUUCGAGGAACUGCUUAGCAAGGACCCAUUUGCAGUGUCUCUUUGCCAGACCAAGCCCACCUCGACAUCGGUCCCUCUUGGUGGACGCGAUGGUGGCCAAUCGAUGCUGUCAUAUCUGGUUUGGGGCAAUGAGACGAGAGAAGAGAAGGAGAGGUCUCGAGGGUGGAGACUUCAUCUGCAUCAAGUACAUGAGCCUUCAUCACCUGCCACACCACAUGCUCGUGACUUGAGACUCCACCUCAUCGACGAGAACCUCAACUUCAAGGAGGUUCUAGCAUGGACCAAAACUUAGGAGCCAUCGUCCGGCUCACGACGUGAAAGAAGCGCUUGUUGGGAGGCAACCCAACCAGUCGGUUUGCAUUUCUGUCUCUAUUUCUCCUCGGUUGAGUCAGUUUUGCUAUUUGAUUUUAGAGUCAAUAACUCAACCUUUGUGAGAUUUUGUGUGGUGUUUGUGUUCUGAUUACUCUCUCUUUCUGGAUGGCACCGCCUGACCCGUUCAUCAUCAUUCACCCUUGAUCUGGUAACUUCGUUCUACCCUCCUUAUCUUUCCUCCAUUGAGGACAAUGUCGUGCUUAAGUGUGGGGGGAUGUUCGAUUAUGUAUGCGGGUGAAUGUUUGGCUGUUUGUGUGCUUGGAGCCUAGUCCACUGUCCAAAUUUUUAAAUUUGAGGGCUCCAAGUACGUGUUCCUUGCAAUUGCCUGCUCAGUAUGCUUUGAAUUGACAGUCUCUAUAGUAAUAUGCAACCUAGGGAGGUGGUGUAGCACUAUGGAGGAUGUUGAUGCAUUUAGGAAAUCUCAUUUCUUCUUCAUAUUGUGUUGGUUGAUUGAGUGAAUUAGUAAUCUUAGGACCCUUGAAUUGUGUGGUGUUGUGGAUUCUCUGCCUGUCAUGGACUCUUGUAUCAUGUUUUAAGUUUAACAGGUGCUCGAAAAUGUGCUUCAAAAUAACGUCUCCCGUGCGAA